Molecule: messenger RNA, 2305 nt
Organism: Thecamonas trahens ATCC 50062
Lineage: Eukaryota; Apusomonadida; Apusomonadidae
Product: WD repeat domain phosphoinositide-interacting protein 3
Exons: 2
Coding region: 182-1360 (392 amino acids)
Biological process (GO): protein lipidation; autophagy of mitochondrion; nucleophagy
Cellular component (GO): phagophore assembly site membrane; cytosol; extrinsic component of membrane
Molecular function (GO): protein binding; phosphatidylinositol-3,5-bisphosphate binding; phosphatidylinositol-3-phosphate binding
Source: RefSeq, a predicted model, not a curated record
UAUUCCGUACCAAGGAGUUCGACACGGUACCCUGUGAGGAGCAACACCAGCCCUCCACAAACACACACAUACCCCUCCUUCCUUACCCUUUCACGUCCCUCUUCCCGGCCUUACCUUGCCUGUGUGCCGUGUGCCUUCCACCCCUCCCUCCCCCCUCCCGGAAGGAAGCGUGUUCACCACCAUGGCUGCAUCUUCGGCUACGGCCAUCGGCUCGGGCAACUCUCCGCUUGGUGUGUUCUUCAACCAGGACAAGACAGCAUUCUCGGUGGCUCUACCUACCGGGUAUCGCAUCUACAACACGGAACCUCUUUAUGAGAUUGGACGCCACACCUUUGAGCAGCGCGGCGGACUGUCGAUGGUCAUGAUGCUGUUCCGGACAUCAACAAUGGCGCUGGUGGGCGGUGGUGAUGAGCCGCAGUUUGCUCCGGUCAAGGUGGUGAUCUGGGAUGAGAUGGAUCCGCGGCUGAGCCUGAUCGAGCUCGGCUUCAAGUCCUUGGUCACCGGAGUCCGCCUCUCGCGCGCCUUUGUAGUUGUUGCGCUCAAAAAGUACACCGAGGUGUACUCGCUGACUCCGGCGCCGCAAGUCUUGUUCAAGUUCCAAACUGCCGAUAACGACGAUGGCGUGACUGCGCUCUCGCCGUCGUCAGCCUCAUCGCUCCUCGCCGUCCCGGACAAGACCCCGGGCUGGGUCCGCAUUGUCGACCUCAGCGCCGACUCGUCGUCGGCAAACCUGUUCAAGGCCCACGAGCACCCGAUUGCGAUCAUGGAGUUUAACGCUGAUGCCACCAUCCUCGCCACGGCUUCGACAGAGGGCACCAUGAUCCGGACCUGGGACACCCGCACCGGCCGCAAGCUCCGCGAGGUUCGCCGCGGUAAGACCAAGGAGCGCAUCUGCUCCAUUGCUUUUAACUACAACUCGGACUUUAUGGCCGUCUCCUCGCUCAAGGGCACCAUCCACAUCUUCUCCAUGUUCUCCGAUGCCUCUGGCGCUGCUGCCGGGUCCUCGGGCGCCGCGGCGUCAUCAGGCUCGGGCGCCGCCCCUCCGCCGACCUCGUCGUCCUUGCCGCCGGCUGACGGCAGCCCGGGCUCCAACUCGCGCUCGUUCUUUUCACCUAUCACCAGCUUCUUGCCCAAGACCCUCGUUCCGGCCUACUUCUCCUACGAGUGGUCAUUUGCCCAGUACCGCAUGGGCUCGCCCGGGCCUACCCGCCUCGCCUUUGGCCGCGAGGCCAACAUCCUCUACGUCAUCGGCCUUGACGGCUCCUUCUCCAAGCUUCGCUUCGACCCGGACGCCUCGCACGCCGAAGUCGAGCGCGAUAGCUACUACAACUACCUCGAGCUCGAGCCUGCCACGCUUUAGUCAAAGAUCGACUUGUACGCGCGCUUCUUCGGCUUGACCGAAGACGCCGGUGCCGCCGCCGCCGCCGCCGCCGGUGCAGACGUAGCUGUGCUAGCUGUAUCUGGCUCAGCCACGGGCGCAGCGUCGACAGCUCCCACUGCUGGCGCGGGUGUCGAUGUGGAUGCAGGCGGCCGUGCCGCCGACAGCGCUGCGGGCCGUGGCGGUGGUGGGACAUCAUCCAUCAUCUCAGCCACGUCCGACACAUCGUCGCUGACGCUGCCAUCGACAGCUUCAGCCUCUGGCCUACGCGCCUCAGGGCUCGACACGGCAUCGGGAGUGUUGUCAGACACGGGCACGGGCGGCGGUGGCGCAACCUCGUCCGAGUACAUCUCCUCGUGAUCGUCGUAAGAGUAGCCGUACGAAUACCGGUCGCGCCCGCGGCUCCAGCUGCGGCUCCGGCUGCGCCCCCUGUGCGGGCUCCGGCUCCGGCUAACGCUCCGGCUAAGGCUGCGGCUGAGUGACCGACCCGGACUUGGGCCCCGUCGCGGCGGUGACGCUGGAGAAUGCGCCGCGGGGCUCGGGCUGCGGGCUCUGUGUGGGCUCUGAGCCGCAGCUGGUGCCUCGGCCUCCGGAGCCGCCGGCUCUGGUGCCGCCAGUUCUGUCGCCAUUGGCUCUGCCACAACUGCCUCCUCUUCGGGGGCUUCGGCUCGUGCCGACCGCAGCUCCUCAACGCUCUGUGACGACCACGACCGUGCCCGCUGCGGUGAUGUUGAUCGUGACGCCGACGCAGUCUGCGACCCUAGCUCAGGUCCACGUCUUGUGACCGCCUGCUCGCGGAAUGAAGAAUAUCCCGAGUCAGAUCCGUCCGGCCCUUCCCGCCACGUCGAGCCCGAGUCGGAACGCGAUGCCCGCGCUGCCACUUCAGAUAACACCGAUGCAGAUGCUGCCGCUGACGCUGACGCUGAU